Messenger RNA from Thermothelomyces thermophilus ATCC 42464, 2610 nucleotides. RefSeq lists its product as uncharacterized. The transcript is spliced from 3 exons. The record is from RefSeq and is a predicted model, not a curated record. Lineage: Eukaryota; Fungi; Ascomycota; Sordariomycetes; Sordariales; Chaetomiaceae. The coding region runs from base 1 to 2610 and encodes 869 amino acids.
AUGCCUGAACGAUACUCGGCAGAGUUUCUGCUGCAUUUGCGCCAGUCGCCGCUAUGCGUCAAGCCUCCGAAUCUGCCCCCUCCCGAGGAGUGGAUGGGACCACCUCCAGAGACAUUCCGCAAUCAGCAGAAAGCAUCCAAUGACCGAACCAAGUCCGGAGAAGGUGGUGUACCCCCGAAUCAGGAGAACAGGCGUCCGCCGCACGACCGCAAUGGCUCCAGAAAUGCAGCGAACCCGGAGGAUCUCAUCCUCGGCCCGCCGCGGACAAGCUUCGCGUCUGCGUCUGCCACGUCAAUGCGCGGCUCCCGGACCGGCGACGCCGAGAAGGGGUUCAGGGACUCAGACCGACAUGAUCGUAACGACCGAUUCAACUUCCGUAACCGCGUCAACGACUCGGACAACCCCAGCGACAGGUUCGGGAGAGAUGCGAGGGACGGCCGGAACGCUGGCUUCCGCAGGCGGCCCGACCAGGACCAAGACAGCGAGGGUUGGAGCACCGUGAAGCCCCGCAAGAGCUUUGGCCACGACGGCGCCGAGCGUUUCCACGGCCGCAUGGGCGGCGUCGGAAAUGACCGCUUUGGCGCGCGGGACGACGCCCGCCGGGCGCGGGACCGCGACGACCGGGACGCCGGUGGCCGAGGCAACCGCAAUUUCGAGCAUCGGUCGCGAGACCAGGAUGGCGACGAGGCCGAUACCCCGCGCAGGAACGGACUGGGGCGCGGCAAGUCGGAGUCCUGGUUCCGAGACAACACAGCCGGCAGCACCUCGGACGCGCCCCCCAUGACCCAACGGGAGCGCAUCGAGAGGGCCAAGAGCUGGCGUGACCGGGAUCCGGAGGACAAGCCGCACGACAGGUUUAGCGAUCGAAACGAUCGAAACCUCGACCGAAAGUGGGAUCGCGACCGUCAUGCUCGCGUCGAGAACGACCCGGAGUGGCUGGACGAGCCCGCUGAGACCAAGACGCAAGGCCACACGGAGGAGGAUUUCAAGAAGUUCAUGGAGUCCAUGAAGGCGGGCAGAACGGGCGGCGGCGCGCCGAAACAGGAGGAAAAGCCCAGCGCGCCGCCUGAUCAGCCGCCCGCUACCACGGCCGUCGAAACGGAAAACAAGGUUGCCUCGGCGCCUGCCGUAGAGCCGGGGCCAGACAAGUUCUUCGCCGCCUACGGGAGCUCUGGCCUCGACGUCGGGACGCCGAUUGCCGAGGUCAAGGACGCGAUCAAGCCCAAGACCGCAAAACCCUCGAGAUUCAUGGCCUUCUUAGCUCCGCAAGACGAUAGCCGAGCAAAGACGGAACCGGCAACGCCCGCAGCGGCGGGACAGUCAGGCGAGAAGGCCGCCUCGUCGCAGCAGAGCGACGCCGACAAGGAAGCGUUCGCACUCCUCAUUCAAAAGCUCCAAAGAUCUGGGCUCGGAUCGUCCUUGCAAGGCAGCGCGCCACCAGCCCAGACAACAACAACAACAACAACAGCAGCACCCGGCAUGUUCCCGGAGCCGUCACCUUUCCAAGAGCUGCAGCAGAAGAGCGCCGUGACCUCGCCGGAGCCAUUCCAGCAAUACGGCAACAGUGGCAGGCGCGACGAUCCACGCGCGCGCACUUCGCAACAUUCGCUCCACGACAUGAUCUCCCCUCGGCCGACCGGCCUCCCCAUGCCGCCUCCGCCGGCCACUCGCCCGGAGCAGGCCCUACAGGAACUCCUCGCCCAGCGGCACCAGUUGCCAAGCCAGCCGAGCACCCGCGCAGAGUCGCAGAAUGCCAGCGCCAUCAAUCGCAACAGGGAAUUCCUGGUAGGCUUGAUGCAAGGCCACCGCGAGGUCCCCGAGCCCGCGCGCCCCGAGCAGCUCCUCCGCAUGCCGCAGCCGACCAAGCAGGUCUCGCUGGCCAACGUGCCGGACCGCGAGCAAGACUAUUCCCGCGAGCGGAGCGCCUCCCAGCGUCAGCAGAUGCGGGGCGGCCCCCCGGGUUUCCUCGACGACGGCCAGUUCCAUCCGGGUGACGUGGACUCCCGCCCUCCCCCGCAACCGACCCAGAUCUUGCAGCGCCCGCCUCCUCCGGGCCUCGAUCACCAGAUGCACCCCUUCCACAUGGGCGGAGUCAACCCCGCCGUCUCCGCAGCAGCAGCAGCAGGCCAGAUGCCUCCCCAACGACCCAUGAUUCCGCCUCCGGGCUUGAUGAACAACGGUCCCCGGAACAUUCCCAUGCCUGGCAUGUUCCCGCCCAACUUCCCUCCUCCCCACGGCCAUAGCGGUCCCGGUAACUUCCCUCCCGGCCCGCCUCCCCCACACGCUGGUGGCCCUCCACCUCCCGAUGGCAUGGUCGGUCCGCCCCCGGGGCCUCCCCGCUCGAUGCAACCCCCUCCGGGUUUUUUCGGCGGGCCACCACCGCCGGGAUUCAUGCCGCCGCCGGGAAUGGGCGGCGGCAGCGGUUUCCAAGGUCCUGACGGGCCACAGCCACCCAAUGCAGGCCCUGGUCCCGGUCCCGGUCCCGGUCCCAACCACGGCGGCAUGGCCGGCUUUGGCGGGAUGCCAAGCCCGUUUGAGAGAUUGGAACGCAUGGCCGGGAUGGAUAGGCGUGGCAUGAUGCCACCGCCGGGAGGAUACCGGGGUCCUUGA